Ceratosolen solmsi marchali is the source of this 1617-nucleotide messenger RNA. RefSeq names its product eukaryotic translation initiation factor 2B subunit gamma (gene eIF2Bgamma). The transcript is spliced from 5 exons. Lineage: Eukaryota; Metazoa; Arthropoda; Insecta; Hymenoptera; Agaonidae. Bases 221 to 1591 code for a protein of 456 amino acids. The record is from RefSeq and is a predicted model, not a curated record. Gene Ontology annotation, molecular function: guanyl-nucleotide exchange factor activity; translation initiation factor activity. Gene Ontology annotation, biological process: biosynthetic process; cytoplasmic translational initiation. Gene Ontology annotation, cellular component: guanyl-nucleotide exchange factor complex; eukaryotic translation initiation factor 2B complex.
UAACUCGAGACUUUGGAUUCAAAGUGUUACACUCACGUAGAUUUAAAAAUUUAGUAGAUCUUACGAUUUAGUUAUAUAAAUUAAUGAAUUGUAUAGAUAGUUAAGAUAACAAUGAAUUUGUAAUGCAAUUUGAUUACUUUUCUAGGAUUGCAAUAUUUUUAGAUAAAUAAAUUUGAGAGAAUUUUUUUCCCUAUGAAAUAUUUUAAUUUGCAGAUUCAAAAUGGUCCAUCAAAAUGAAUUUCAAGCCGUAGUACUUGCUGGUGGUAAAGGUUCUCGUAUGACAGAACUUACAGCAGGAAAACCAAAAUGUUUACUGCCUAUAGCAAAUAUGCCAAUGAUUUGGUAUCCACUCAAACUUUUGGAGCAAUCUAAUUUUGCAGAAACAAUUGUAAUUGUGUCGGAUGCUGUAAAAGUAGAUGUCGUUGCAGCAAUAGACAAACUUAAUUUAACCAUCAAAACAGAUGUAAUUGGAAUACCUGAUGCAGAAGAUAUUGGUACUGCCGAUUCGAUUAGAUUUAUUCAUGAUAAAAUCCAUUCAGACUUUGUAGUUAUUUCAUCUGAUUUAAUUGCGAAUAUUGACAUAUCUGAAACUUUAAAUUUAUAUCGCAAGCAUAAUGCAAGUAUAACUGCAUUAAUUCUCCAAACUCCCAAGACUCCUGAAGAUUUUGUUCAACCUGGACCCAAAAGCAAACAGAAACCAGAGAGAGAUUUAAUUGGAAUUGAUAGGGAAACGGGACGUAUUGUCUUUUUGGCAUCAGCCUCAGAUUUUGAAGAAACAAUCAAUAUGCCUAACAAGCUUCUUAAAAAACAUUCUGAUUUUAUUGUUCAUUCAAAAUUAUUAGAUGCACAUUUAUAUGUAAUUAAUAAAUGGGUUUUGAACUUCUUAAUUCAUCGUAAGAACUUUAAUACAUUGAAAGGAGAAUUACUGCCAUAUAUUGUUAAGAAGCAAUUGGAUAAACCAAACACUUCAAUGGAUGACAAAAAUGCAUCUGUUGUAAAAAUGGAUAUAAAAAAAGAUAUCUUCCAAUUCGCAGUAGAGAAACCACUUGAUAAUUUAAUUAGAAAUAUGUCAGCAUUUAACGAUCACAUAACAGAUAUGGAUGAUGCAUAUCAUGGUGAUAUUAUUAGAUGUUAUGCUCAUAUAAUAAAUGGGAAAUGUGGCUUAAGAGCUAACACUUUACAAAUGUAUAGUCUAGCUAAUGCAAUAGUAGAUAAGUGGUUCGAUUUGAAAAAAGAUGAAGUAUCAUUGUCAAACAUUUCUCCAACUGCUACUGUAAAAAGUUCUCAAGUACAAAAUUGUAUAAUUGAUGAAAAUUCAUUAAUUAGUGAGAAAACAUCGUUGAAACAAAGUUAUAUUAGUAAUAAUGUUAUUGUUAAUCCGAAAACAAGAAUAUCAAAAAGUAUUAUUAUGAGUAAUGUAACAAUUAAGGAAAGAUGUGUUAUUGAAAACUGUAUUAUUUGUAAUGAUUGUACUAUUGAGGAAGAAACUGAAUUGAAAGACUGUCUAGUUGGAGCAAAUCAUAUUGUACCACCAGGGAGUCAUCAUACUCGUGAAGUUUUAACAGAUAUUGAUAGAUUGAUGGAAAUUUAAUGAAAAAUUGGUUUUAAUAACUAUUA